ACGGCGGUAUAUUUCACUUUUUCAUGUCUCUCCUCAAUGGUUUUUGCACAACAAUUGAAACCCAACAUGGCGGCCCACAGGUUAGCAUGUUUGGGGAUAAAUGCCCUUUAUUCUACAGUCUGCGCUCCAAAGCAGGCGCUGCGGAGCUGCUGGGGUGCAGUGGAGCAGGUGAGAGGUUACUAUGUUAACUGGAGGAUGCUGAGGGACGUCAAGAGAAGACAGAUGGCCUUUGACUAUGCUGAUGAGAGGCUACGGAUCAAUGCACUGAGGAAAAACACCAUCCUACCCAAAAAGCUGCAGGAGGUAGCAGACAAAGAGAUCGCAGAGCUACCCAGAGACAGCUGUCCUGUGAGGAUACGCAACAGGUGCGUGAUGACUUCCCGACCUCGAGGAGUGAAGCGGAAAUGGCGACUGAGCCGAAUUGUCUUUCGUCAUCUGGCUGACCACAAUCAAAUGUCUGGGAUUCUGAGGGCAAGGUGGUGACUGCAGCCUCAUUGGACAUUUCAGUCAGAUUGCAAUAUGAAAAACAGGCUGUUUCAGGGGGUCUGGGCAGAAACCCUGGGCAUCAGUAUUUCAGGCUCCUGUAAAUGAUGUUUGGUUCAGACAGUAAGUUGCUUUUGUUGUCUUAUGGCUGUUCUAAAUAUGAAAAAAUAACCAUUACAGUGUGACUCCUGAGAAGAUCAAAUGUCAAUUUAACUUACUGUAUUCAGAAAUGGAUAAAUAAAUAUUAUUGUACUUUA
Amphiprion ocellaris (clown anemonefish) is the source of this 740-nucleotide messenger RNA. RefSeq names its product mitochondrial ribosomal protein S14 (gene mrps14). Gene Ontology annotation, molecular function: structural constituent of ribosome. Lineage: Eukaryota; Metazoa; Chordata; Actinopteri; Pomacentridae. Gene Ontology annotation, cellular component: ribosome; mitochondrial small ribosomal subunit. The transcript is spliced from 3 exons. Gene Ontology annotation, biological process: translation. Bases 37 to 483 code for a protein of 148 amino acids. The record is from RefSeq and is a predicted model, not a curated record.